UAGACCACUCAGUGUGGUAGUGACAGCCGUGCGUGGUGGUGGUGGUGUGUGUGUACCUACUGCCUCCAGAACCCACACGCACGCACACGUCCACGCACCCGCAACCCCGCCAGUCCAUCGCGUGUUUGGCGGCGCGUGAGUGAAACUCAACACGUGUAGAGUAUAGGGUGUGUUGUGGCAGUGGCCGAGGCUCCGCCCAGCUGGUGACUCCGGUUCUGGUGUCGGUCCGCGAAGGAUCCCGGAGUUGGUCCGUGAGGGACGCGAACCAGUCUGUGAGUUUGAAGUCCACACGUGAGUCCUACCAACACCUCGCUGUCCACUUACUUGUACAGUGGAACCAAGACUAAUAAUUUUGGUGCUUGAGUAUUGGUAUCAGCUUUUGUAAAAGAAUUGGUACUAGAGUACAAGUACUAGUAUUGCUGGAACUUUGGUACGAGGACAGUGAUUCCGAACCUUUUCGAAGUCUCGAGCUGAAAGAGGCACGAGUGUUAGUGAAACUGGUAUUUGAACUAGUGACAACAUCAGUGAAACUUGGCACUGGGUGAGCAGUGCCAUCAUUGGAGUACCUCUGGCACCUGGACAGAAGCAUCCAGCCGUAACGUAACCUGUCCUGAAGUAUAUCCGGAGCAGCUAGCCUAGUGUCAGUCAAGUGAGUGUGUAACUUACCACCUGCACCUUUCACACCCACCAUAUUACCACUUGUCUCAGCUUCUAAGCCGCAAUUCGCACCAUUUUAGCCACCUGCCGCAUCUCAGCCACACGCACGCUGGGCAGUGUUAAUUGUAAGGUGUAAGGGAGAGAGGGAGACGAGAGACUAGUGUGAAAAUAUGAGGCUGUGGUUGUUGGUGGCGGUGGUGAUGGUGGUGGUGGCGACGGUUGGAGACAUAGUCGAGGGAGCCAGAGACAGACAGAAGCGACACAAGAGACGACACGCGAAGAAAAAGGCGCCCGGGGACAUGAGCCAGAGCCUGCCAUACCGCCCACACCCGCACGCCCACCGUCGCCGCCCACACAACUCAUACAACGCUCCUGGUAGAGGAGGGCGUGCCAAGCUGGUCGGGUCAUCAUUGGCAAGCAACAGCAUUCAUCCAGACCUGGUUGAGCUCGGAGGUGGUCUCUACACUGACUGGACCAACUGGUCUCGCUGCUCCAGACGGUGUAAACAACGACGUCGGCGCUCCUGUCGUGUGCCAGCCGUCUGUGGCACUGCUGUUCUCAAGGAGGAGCGUAGCUGUACAGGUGGUCGUUGCUCCGGGAGGAGGCCCUUCCAUAUCAUCCGGCCGGAGGAGUUCUCUAAACAGCCGCCCAGGAAUGACAUGCGAGUCCUGCUCAACUUCAACUCAAUGUUCUACACUCGCUGGUCCCGCUGGUCCGCCUGCAGCAGGUCAUGCCUCACACGUAGAUACAGAUCAUGCAAGUAUCCGCUCUUCUGUGGGGAGCGAGUGGUGCACGAGGAAGCCUACUGCUAUAUAGAAGGUUCCCUCUGUGAGAAGUGGUACCGGCGCAAUCGACAACAUCCCCGCAAGAGACCUACCCCACUAGAUGAAGACGAUAACGAAACUACGCCACCUGCUUCAUCCCGGUCCUCAACGAUAACAGUGUCUUCAUCGUCGUUGUCGUUGUCUGAAAGGACGCUACCGCAGGAGUGCGGUGUCAGCAACGUAACGAAGCCAGCAUGGAGUAUGCGCAUCAUCGGUGGUCGCACUGCGCAGCCGGGAGAGUGGCCAUGGCAGGUGGUCAUCCUCAACCGCUACCACGAAGCAUUCUGUGGUGGUACGCUGGUGGCGUCGCGGUGGGUACUAACGGCAGCUCACUGCGUCAGGAGGAAGCUCUACGUACGUCUAGGAGAGCAUGACCUAGCUAUCAGGGAGGGACCAGAGAUAGAGUACAAGGUGGCGCGGACAGAGAUACACCCGCAGUACGAUUCCACCACUGUCGAUAACGACGUGGCACUCCUGCAGCUGCCGGAGGCGGUGGCAUCUGGCCCUUACAUCGCCCCUGCCUGCCUCCCUGACCAGGGUGCAGGUCUUCCCGUCGGUGACACUUGCACCAUCAUCGGCUGGGGCAAGGAGCGUAACACUCACAUCUUCGGCACAGAUGUUCUCCACGAAGCAGAGGUAGUUCCCAUCAUCGCGAGCGAUGUGUGUGAGUCAGUGUAUGAGGACUACUAUAUUACUUCUAACAUGUUCUGUGCUGGGUACCGUAAGGGUCGCAUUGACUCCUGUGCAGGGGACUCUGGGGGUCCUCUCCUGUGUCACCGCUACGGCAAAUGGUAUAUCUACGGCAUCACGUCUUUCGGAGAGGGUUGUGGUAAGCGAGGCAAGUUCGGCAUCUAUGCAAGGGUCUCCAACUACCGUCUCUGGGUGCAGAACGUCAUCUCGUCUCCUUUCCCUUGAAUGUUGCCCACACCCUCCGAUGGUGUCCUGAAAUUUGAGCACUUCCUUAACUUUUGAACGUCGCUCCUAUACUGGAACACUGCCCCUGAUUCUUCAGCAUUGCCCCUGACUGAUACUGGAGGACUGUUCCUCAUCCCUUUACACUGCUCCUCUUGAUAUGUAAAUGUCACCCCUUGACAGUGAGUCUCAGUCUUGAGAUGCAGGUCAGCUCUAGAGAAGUUUGGUGAUGAGGAUUGGUUACUGAGCUCAGGAAUGGAUUGGUAGAGCAACACGAGAUUUGAGCUUCAUGUGAAGGGCUAGACUGACUCAUGCUGAGGGCAUCUAUCCUGCCAGUCCAGCAUGGGAUAUAUUUAUUCAAGAAGCACAAGUCAGCAGCAGGCUGAAUCACCUCGUGUACUCAGUAACAUGAAUGCGAACUUCUGCUGAGUUGUGAACUAGUUCCUUUGCAGUUGUUUAGUCAGCCAGCUUGAGACAGAUCUGGGGUGAGGUCAUCUGUUAAAACACAAACUAGCCAUGAAGGUUCAGCUCAAUAAGUGUAUUCAGGCCUUCAACUGUGUUAUGCUUUUGAUAUGUUACGUGUGGAUGAUAAUGUUUAAGUAGGUGUCCACACACCUGCAAGGUUUACCAUAAGGACACCAAAACAUAUCGGGAAUGCGAUAAUCGAGAUCUAAUUAAAGAAAGCCUUAAGUUGAAAGUAUAAUGACAUCAAGUGGGGUUGUAAAGUAGAAGAAAUUCCUUAAUAGUGAAGAGGUAUGCCAUUUUGUUAGUGUGGUCAGUGGCAUCUUUGCAAAGAUGUUCCUUAGUGCCAAGUCGCCAUAUACUGCUACUGUGCCACACUGGUUUAUUGAAAUAGAGAACGUGAUGUCCUGUUAUGGACAAUGUCUGUCAGUUACUGAAGCCAGUGAAGUGGCAGGUAAUGAGUCAUGGUGGACCAUCUGUUAUACUAUUUAAUAUUGGAACAUGAAUAGUUUUAUGGAAGAACGAAACAUCAAGCAAACUGAAUAUUGUACAACAUUCUUCAGUUGGGUUAAAAAUAACGUCUUUAUACUUUUGGGAAUAAGUAAUAAAAGCAGUUUAUAACCUAGUUAGUAGCGGUGUAAUGUAUGAAAUACAUGCAUAACAGGAAAUGCUGGAAAACAAUAGCAUUUCCCUGAUUGUUUUAAAAUUUGGUUUAUAUGAAAAAGGGAGGGGGGGGGCAGAGAGAGAG
This is a messenger RNA of Cherax quadricarinatus, 3603 nucleotides long. NCBI's taxonomy places the organism in Eukaryota, Metazoa, Arthropoda, Malacostraca, Decapoda, Parastacidae. The record is from RefSeq and is a predicted model, not a curated record.